AUGAGCAGCUCCAAAGAGAUUGCACUGGAGCUGGACGAUCCACCCAGCACGGAUGGAAGUUUCACCAGCACUCUGACUGGACAGUGCUGUCAAGCUGGAAAAGAGAAUGAAUUAGAUGAAGAAGCAAAGGUCCAAACGGAUGAGGCCAAGGGCCAGAAGAGUCCAAGCGAACUAUCCGCUGUUAAUAGCUAUGCCACCAAUAAAAACAUAGCUGAGGGUCUUAUGGACAUAGCUCUACUAUCGGCAAAUGCAAAUCAAUUACGUUUUCUUAUUACCUACAAUCACGAAGCUUCCACAUUCUACUACAGUCUGACUCUGGUUAUACUUUCGCUGGUGCUGCAACUUUUUGUGGGCAUUGCAUUGAUCUUUAAGCGUCGUCUCAAGCGCUGCCACACUCGCCGCUAUGUGAGAACCAACGAGCUGCUAGUAACGGGCGUCUUCCUUAUCACUGUGAUCAAUGUGCUACUCGCUGCCUUCACCACAACCGAUGGACAUAAGAACUGAUACAUGUAGAAU
Drosophila busckii is the source of this 516-nucleotide messenger RNA. RefSeq names its product ninjurin-2. The transcript has 3 exons. Bases 1 to 504 code for a protein of 167 amino acids. Gene Ontology annotation, biological process: cell adhesion; tissue regeneration. Gene Ontology annotation, cellular component: membrane. NCBI's taxonomy places the organism in Eukaryota, Metazoa, Arthropoda, Insecta, Diptera, Drosophilidae. The record is from RefSeq and is a predicted model, not a curated record.